AUGUCGACAGUGCAGGAUGGCGGACAUCAAGAAAGCGGAUCUUCCAGCCUAGACUCUCAAAACGGCCACCAAGACGACAUUGAGAGUAUGUAUCAAUACUCUCAGCUGCUCAGCUCUGGCAAUAUUCGCUUGCUUCGUCUGCUACCUCAUGGUGAUAAAUAUGCCCCGCUUCAGUGUCAACUGUUUGACUACCCCAUGCAGGAGCUGGAGGAUGGGCCACAUAUGUAUGAAGCCUUGUCAUAUGUCUGGGGAAGUUCAGAAAAGCCUCACACUGUCUUCGUAAAUGGAAAUACUAUGGCUAUUACUUCAAACCUUCAUGAAGUGCUAGUACGCCUUCGAGAUCGAGUGAUCGAGCGAGUAUUGUGGAUAGACGCCAUCUGUAUUGAUCAAAGCAACACUACAGAGCGCGGAGAACAAAUCAGGCAUAUGGCAGAGAUAUAUUGCAAGGCAAAUCGUGUGACUGUCUGGCUUGGCGAAAGCGCAGAUGACAGCGAUCAAGUUCUCAAGAGCAUACGAAUGGCUGCGGAUGAAGAAGUCCCUAGGGCUUCCGAUAACACCGUUGAUGGGCAGGCUAUUUUAACCAUGCUGAAGCGACCGUGGUUUCGGCGCAUAUGGGUGCUCCAAGAAAUUGCUGCCGCUCAAAAUAUUGUCAUUAUGUGUGGCUCUACGAGGAUUGAUGGAUAUGCCUUUAGUUUAGGGCUACCAUCGCUUCUCUCCUACGCAGACAUCCCAGACCAUAUACGCUCAGUAACAUAUCUUAUGAGAGGCUCCAUAUUCCGACCGAAAUACAGCUUCAAUAUGUCAGGCGAUGUAUCAUUGGAUAUACGCCCUCUCGGCGAGCUCAUAGACAUGUACCACGCUCAAGAAGCUACUGAGCGCCACGACAAAAUCUUUGCUCUGCUGGGUAUGAGUUCAGACAACCUGGCUACCGCUGGACUGGUACCGAACUACACAAUUUCCUGGGACAAACUUAUGGCGCAAGCUGUCAGGUUUAUACUUGGCGAGGAUGUGCUUAUCAAGACUUGGGCACACCUGCAAGCAGCGGUUAUAUCUGCCAAGGGCCAUGUAAUUGGCAGUGUGACUUCAGUUCGAUCAACCGAGGGCACUUACCGUAACGACAGGCAAAUCUUGAAUAUUAAAACAAAGGACAAUACCAGUCUCUCGUGGACAGUUCAAGCUACAGCAAAACCGAUCCAAGUUGGUGAUAUUUGCUGCCACCUAUCUGGCGCUGCAAAACCAAUGAUUAUCAGAUCAUAUACAGACUAUUUUUCGGUAAUAAUGACUGGUUUCAUGCCUCCAAAUUAUGACGAAGUGCAAAGUGCAAACUUCGAUUCAUCACAAGAGCCGUCUACGCGUGAUCUUCUUCUCAUAUGGGAUUGGGAAACUUCCUCUGACAAGAUGUCAGAUGGAAAAUAUGAAACAUGGUUGAGCAGCCGAGUGCCCGGAGACCAACACGAACAAUCAGAAUGUCAACCUGACAAACAGACUCGUUUGUGGAAUGCAGUUAUGAUCAUGAGCGAUGCAGGGAGCAACAAAACUCUUGUCAUUGACACGCUUAAAGAAAUGAAAGAAACUUACACAAGAGAUUUCGGAGAAGCGGAUCCACGUACAUUGGCCUGUAUGAGCAAACUAUCUCUAGCGUACGGCAGAGCUGGAUAUAUCUGGGAGGCAGAAAUUGAGUUUUGGUGUAUGAUUUGGGCCAGGAUGGACUUGCAGGAUGGAUACCAAAACGUCAUCAGAGAUCUAAGCAGCUUUGGAGCAAUGUGGAAAGGCUAUAGCCAAUCUUACAGAGCCACGAAUCUGGAGAAGACAGCGGACUUACUAAGAUCACUUGGGAGUUUUUCGCUUACAGCGGAGGAAGUGGUCGAAGCAAUUAGGGCCAUUUAUCCAGAAAUAGCCAUAUCUCUCGUGAGACGGAGACUCAGAAACAGCCGAAGGGUUAGACCAACGGCUACGGGAGCCGAAGAGAGAGCCAGAGAUAUACGAAAAGUCAAUCAGCAUUUUGCUCGGAAAAGUCUGGAUACGGAAAACGUAGAAGGAUUACUUAUGGAAGCUAUCGAACAAGGAAAUGUUGAAGCGACAUUUCUCUUGCUUUGCCAAAAAGAAGUUGAGGUCUCAGAAGACAUGGUUACAAAGGCGAUAAAGAAAUACGACGAUUCAACAGCCUGGUGCUUGCUCGGAAGAGAAAAGGGUGGCAUUCAAAUCACAGAAAGAGUCGUCAUUGCCGCAGCGACAAAAAGCAGCGAGUCAGUACUACAGUACCUACUCGAAAGACACAGAGACAAGGUUCUCAUUACAGAAGAAGUGGUCUUUGCGGCAGUGCAGAACAAAGAACGCUCGGUAUUAAACUAUCUGCUUGAGAGGUGGGGCAGCGAGACAUUGAUCACGAAAAAAGUGGCCAUCGCAGCAGCAAGGAACGAGUUUUUCCCCGCACUGAAAAUUCUACUUCAUGAAAAGGGGAGCGAGAUUGAAAUCACAGAGGACGUGGUCCUGGCUGCGGCAUUUAACAGGGAAAAGACGGUCUUGCACAUGUUGUUGCAGGAGAGAGGAGAUGAGAUCCAAAUCACGACAGCGGCGAUUCAAGCUGCGAGGAAAAAUGGGAAUAACUUGGCGUUGCAGUAUUUGCUAAAUAAAAAGAGGGAACAGAGAGGAAGCAGUGCCAAAGAUAGUAGCGGAUAG
Trichoderma gamsii is the source of this 2679-nucleotide messenger RNA. RefSeq lists its product as hypothetical. The transcript is spliced from 2 exons. The coding region runs from base 1 to 2679 and encodes 892 amino acids. The record is from RefSeq and is a predicted model, not a curated record. Lineage: Eukaryota; Fungi; Ascomycota; Sordariomycetes; Hypocreales; Hypocreaceae.